GAGGCAAGCAAGUAGCAAGAAAAUGCACAUGCAAGCAAGAUUCACUGCUCUAUCAAUCAUAUCCAAAAAAGUGACCAAAAUAUCUUUUUACCCCCCUUUGUCCCCACUACACACUAACACUACUACUAGUACUACCUUCCUUCCUACCUACACAUACAUCCUCCACAGUCCACACUUAUCAUGUUCUAUGCUCCUUCAUAAAUCAUCUUCACUACUUACUUCUUCAUUUCAUUUCAUUUAAUCAAAAUAUCCUAAGUUAGUUGUAUAUGCUCUUUCAUACAUAAAUAAAUAUCUACUUUACUACCAAAAUAUCUUAAUUCCUAAGUAUUCCUCCUCAGUUAGUUACAAACACCAAAACGAUGUCGUUUCCGUGCGACUACUGCGACACAAGAAACGCGGUGCUAUACUGCAAACCAGAUUCGGCGAAACUCUGCUUAGUUUGCGAUCAGCACGUGCACUCGGCGAACGCGCUCGCACUUAAGCACGUGCGCUACCAGAUUUGUCAAAACUGCAAAAACGACGCCGCUUCGGUUCGUUGUUUUACUGAAAAUUUAGUUCAAUGUCACCGCUGCGAUUGGGACGCUCACGGCGGCGGCGAUUCCUCUUCCUCUUCUUCUUCUCACCACCACCACAACCUCCGCCGUCUCGACGGACUCACCGGAUGUCCUUCCGUUCACGAGAUCGUGUCUGCUUUGGGACUUGAUUUGAAGCCGAACGAUGCAGUUUUUGUUGCGGAGUUUGAAGGUCCUGUUGUUCCUGUUGUUCAGAAUAGGGAUGAGGUGUAUGAACAGGUUGUGGAAGUUGCGAAGAGAAAGAGGGAUUUGAAUUGGUCAGUGUGUGGGGAAGUUGAAAAUGAGUUCAGAUUCAAUGAUUGUAGUAAUGAAGUUGAUGAUUUUUUGUUGCUUCAGCAAACUCCGUUUACUUCUUUGCUCAAUUUUUCAUCUGAAUUUGAUGUCGGUGCUAAGAAAAAUCAUAAUAAUGAUUAUGGAAAUGAUGCUGAGGUUCUUCUCUGGAAUCGUAAUCCAACGUAUCAGCCUCCUCAGGUCUGGGAUUUUCAAUUACAGAAAUCAAGAGAUAUGACAUUCAAUGGUGUAGAAGAUGCUUCGUUAUCGAUUCCAAAAUCAUUGCAAGAUGUGCAUAAUAUGAAUUGCUCAACACUUGGUGAUGAUGUUCUAUCAAGAAAUAAUCAAUCGGAUCAGUCAUCAUCGAGCCAGGUGAAGAAGAAAGUAGAAAGCAACAAGAAAACUAGAGAUGAGUUAUCAUCUGAGUCCAGAUUGAUUGAAUCAAUAACUUACAGUGGCGCCGAUAAGGUACCAGUUAUGGACCAUCUUUUGAGUGGGAGUGAAUAUGUUAGCAACAUAAAUGCCAAGGUUGGCUUGGAAGAGCAAGCAAGGAAUAGAGGGGAUGCCAUGUUACGCUACAAGGAGAAGAAGAAAACUCGAAGGUUCGACAAGCACAUUCGCUAUGAAUCAAGGAAGGCUAGGGCUGAUACGAGAAAGAGAGUGAGAGGGCGAUUUGUUAAGGCAAGUAAUACAAGUGAUAAUCAAGAAUGAUGAGUGCCUUCUCAUAAACCUAAUCCAGGGGCAUUGCCCUUGUACGUGUGUAUACACAUAUAUAUAUUAUAUCUAUCAGAAAAAUAUUAACAGGUUAUAGUUUUAAUUAAUGAGGGAUUAAGUCAGUAUUGGUUUAUUUAUUUGAUUCUUUCUUGGUAGGUAAUUUAUAUGAAUUUUUAUUUGUAACAUUAUUAACUAACUAUAAACUUUCUCCCGGGAUUUUCAUUAUUCA
Messenger RNA from Trifolium pratense (red clover), 1785 nucleotides. Its product is annotated as zinc finger protein CONSTANS-LIKE 15-like. Gene Ontology annotation, molecular function: protein binding; zinc ion binding. Lineage: Eukaryota; Viridiplantae; Streptophyta; Magnoliopsida; Fabales; Fabaceae. The record is from RefSeq and is a predicted model, not a curated record. The coding region runs from base 360 to 1553 and encodes 397 amino acids. The transcript has 4 exons.